GCUACACUGCGCUGUCACACUUGUUCGUGUGUUGUUACAGAACGACGCUUGCCUAUCCAUUAUAUAAACAGUUGUGGAAUGCGUCCUAAAGCUCACUGACUGCUAACGUGUACAACUGCGACACUUCCAAUAGAAGAGACGUCGAUUCCGCUUGACAAACGUCGCUCUGUGGCCAGCUGUGGCAGCCGGUUUAGCGCACGUGUUUAAAGCGUGGUUCGUUUGCGCGCACGCGAAAUGAAUAGAAAAGUGGAAUCCGCGAUUGCAGUAUACAAAAAGCGGAAGGAAGCGAGAACGAAAACUAACAGGAAAUCUGCCAAAAGUCCCGAUGCCCGUUCUCCCGGGAAACUCGCAGAUAAACGUCAACGUCGCAAGAGGUGCUCAAAUACGCCCCAGAAAAAUGGCAAGGUCAGAAAAGAAGAGCAGUGCGCUGUUUAUGACGGCUUGAACGGCUCCACGUCUAGCGAUGGCUCGGAAGCAGCGACGUCGAUCGUGUCGGGAGGCAGUGAACUUGCUGCCGCACGUUGUUUCGACUGGCUCAUUCAGCCGGUUGAAAGAGAGCGCUUCUUCAGGGAGCUGUGGGAGAAAAAGCCCAUGCUGGUUCGGCGCCACCAGUCAGACUUCUACCAGGGCCUCAUGAGCUGCAAUCAGCUGGAUCGGAUCCUCCGUGAACGGAGCCUCUUCUUCACAGAAAACAUAGACCUGACCACUUAUGAGGGAGGCAAGCGAAAGACACACAACCCAGAUGGACGUGCCCAUGCCGCAGUCGUCUGGGAUGCCUUUCAGAAGGGCUGCUCGGUACGUCUGCUCAAUCCGCAGACAUACAGCCGUGCCGUCUGGCGCCUCUGCUCUGUACUGCAAGAGUUCUUUGGCAGCUUUGUGGGUGCGAACAUGUACCUGACUCCAGCUGGAUCCCAAGGAUUUGCUCCCCACUACGAUGACAUUGAGGCCUUCGUUGUUCAGCUGGAAGGCCGAAAGUGUUGGCGCCUUUAUGCUCCAAGGGACCCUUCUGAAGAGCUCCCACGAUUCUCAAGUGAAAAUUUCUCUCCUGAAGAAGUGGGGGAGCCAAUCUUAGAGGCAGUCUUGGAGCCAGGGGACUUGCUCUAUUUUCCUCGUGGGAUCAUACACCAGGCCUACACCCCUGAUGAUGUUCAUUCGUUGCACCUAACACUCUCUACAUGCCAACGGAACACAUGGGGUGACCUUUUUGAACGGAUGAUCCCCCAAGCAGUGCAACUGGCCAUGGAGGAAGAUGUAGAGUACAGGAAAUCUCUACCAAGAGGUUACCUCAACUACAUGGGUGUGGCCAAUGCAGAUGUGCCGAGCGAUGCACGUGAAGCCUUCUUGGGAAAAGUACGACACCUGGUGGAGAAGUUGGUGAACUAUUGUCCUGUUGACGCAGCUGUUGACCAGUGUGGCAAAGCUCACCUGCACGAAGCACUGCCGCCGCUCCUUUCACAGGAGGAACGUAGACGUAGUGUUCACACUGGUGAACACUGGCACUCUGGUGAAGUUGUGAAUAUACAGGAGCUGGAUCCGGAUGUCCAAGUGCGGCUCGCUCGCAGGAAUGCAGUCAGGCUGGUUGUAGAAGAGCAGGAUGUGCGCCUGUACCACUCUUUCGACAACAGCAGGCGAUACAAGGGGCGUGAUCCACAGUGGAUUCUCUUGGAAGAGGAUCAAGCACCUGCCGUGGAGGCACUUUUGCAUGCUUACCCUGGGUAUAUCAAGGUGGACGACCUCCCUCUGGAUAACCCACUUGACAGGCUUGAACUGGCAAGCCUCCUCUAUGACAAAGGACUGCUCAUAACCAAGCAGCCACUUGAAAUAUCGGACGACUAGGUUUGCGUGAAGUUCAUCGUAGUGGCUUUGUGUGUAAAGUUGUGUUCACAGCCCAAGGAAGCUGGUGCUCCACCCUUUGGCAACCAGUGCCUGCAUGCAUGUGGCCUUUUGCCAUCGUGGACGGUGACUCCGGUUGUGGCCUCGUUUACUGCAGAGACAUUGUGGCUGUAGAAAUGGCCUGCUGUGACAGACAUGUUAUACUGUCCGCACUCGAAUGUUGGUUUUAUGAAGUGACAGAGCCAUCUAUUGAAAGUGUGGAAUUUAGUCAUCUCAGAAUUGUCUUGCUGUUGCUUGAACCAAUGGUGUAAUUCUCUUGAUAAUAAAGCCAAUCAAUACAUCA
This is a messenger RNA of Dermacentor albipictus, 2176 nucleotides long. RefSeq names its product bifunctional lysine-specific demethylase and histidyl-hydroxylase NO66-like. Lineage: Eukaryota; Metazoa; Arthropoda; Arachnida; Ixodida; Ixodidae. The record is from RefSeq and is a predicted model, not a curated record.